GCUGGCUUAAGACCAGCUGGGCUGUCCCACCCAUUUCACUGGGACAAGGCGUCGACGCGACCUGGCAUAUGGUCGUUGCACUUGUCGAGUUACGCCCACGGAGCGCAGUCCAGGACCUGGACGAUUAUGCGGCUCACCUCUGCGGCCCCAGCGACACAUUGAUCGCUCAUCACGCUCGCUGUCAACGUCGUGGCCGAGUGUGCAGAGAGCCUUGGUGCGUCUGGCGGGUUCUAAGGCAAGAAGCCCGGCCAGUCCACGCUCGGCGUCUUUUCCAUGGCCAAGCGUGUUUAAACGGCUCCGCGUGCAAGGAAGACCAGUUCGAGUACGUGGAGCAGUGCGAGUUCUGCGGCGCCCUUGAAUAGCCACCAUGGCUCAGGCGGAGAUCCUGCCCAUCGACACGAUCCAGGAACUGCUGGAGUUCCGGGAACCACCGCUCUUCUCCGUGGAACCCCUUCGUGAAGUGAAGCGAGGGGAACCGAACGCACCGAGGACCAUGUUCUGUCACGACAUGAUGGGCGGCUACCUCGAGGACCGGUUUAUCCACGGAUGCAACAAGUUCAACAGCUACCGGUUCCACCACUGGCAGGUGAUCGACAGCUUCGUCUAUUACUCGCACCACCUGAUCACCAUCCCCCCUCGAGGUUGGAUCUCGGCUGGUCACACACAUGGCGUCAAAGUCUUGGGCACACUUAGUGCGGAGUCCAACGCGGGCACCCGGUUCUUCAGCAAAAUCAGGGGCGGCAAACUGGAGCAUCAGGUUGCGACUCAGCUGGCCCGCAUCGCUGCCCUCUACAGGUUCGACGGAUGGCUCGUCAGCGUUUCCUGCAAGCUGGAUACGUGCUGCAUGUCAUUCAUGAAAGCCUUCCUCCGCUUGUUGACGGAAGAGACGCACAGCGCCGUUCCUGGUUCCAUGGUCAUCUGGUACGACAGCAUCACGCGAGGCGGCAAGUUAUGCAAACAGAACAAGCUCAACUGCAAGAACCAUGUGUUCUUCGAUCUGUGCGACGGCAUCUUCCUCAACUGCGAGUGGAACGAAGAGAUGCUCGAGUACUCGGCGAGGUUUGCCCGCGACCGAAAGAGCGACGUCUACGUCGGCAUCGACGUGUUCGCGAGGCGCACGAACUACGCCGGAGGCUUUGAAACGCGUGAGGCCGUCGCGCAGGCUCGCAAGCACGGCUUGUCGGCUGCCAUCUUCGCCGCCGGUUGGGUCUACGAAAAACAGGACAAGAGCAAGUUCGUGGAUAACCAAUGUCGGUUUUGGGACUUUCCCGACGAGCUGUGUAACGACUGGCGCGUGGUUACGUUACCGCUGAAGACCAGUUUCUGUCAGGGAUUCGGAGAAAAACUGUACGAGGCUGGCGAGGUUGUGUCUACCACGCCGUGGUACAACCUGGCCAAGCAGCAGCUGCAGCCUCGCGACCAGGGCACGGCAGUGUGCUCCGGCUGCGGCUCAGCGACCGUGACCACGACCAGCGCCUACAACGGCGGCGGGUGCCUGCGCCUGCAGUUUGAACCUAACGAUGCGGACGUCAGGCCUUACUUCAGGUUGUUUGGAUGCGACGUACCACUGGGCGCCCUUUACAUUAUGUACGCGAUCGAGCCUGAUGGCGUCGAUCUCGUCGGAUGCGACUUUGCGAUCGUGCUGACGGUGCGCAGUGCGGAGGGCGAGACAGGGGAGAUUCGUCUCGGUUUCAGCGCCGCAGUGCCUGACGAGCAGAUAUACUGUGCUGCGCGCGUCGACAGCUGCACCUCCUUCGCCGGAGAUGACAUUUCCGCAUCUCGCUGGAUCACCAGGAUCUACAACGUGUGGGAUCUGAGCGGCAAUGCGAAGCUCCAAGAGAUCGGCGCUGCCUUCGAGUCGCGCCACGCCAGCUGUUGCCUGCUGGGUGAGCUCGUCGUCGAGCUGCUGGAUCAAGUCAGGGACAAGGUUGAGGAAGACAACGACGAAGGGCUCGAGACGACGAUCAAUUACGACAACGAUGACGACGACGACGGGCAACCGAAGGCGAAGAUCAUGCGCCUUUGAAAGCCCUGCAGCAGCGCGAGAUAUAGCACGACGACGCAGUUCUAAAAGAA
Molecule: messenger RNA, 2076 nt
Organism: Dermacentor andersoni
Lineage: Eukaryota; Metazoa; Arthropoda; Arachnida; Ixodida; Ixodidae
Product: cytosolic endo-beta-N-acetylglucosaminidase-like
Biological process (GO): protein deglycosylation
Cellular component (GO): cytoplasm
Molecular function (GO): mannosyl-glycoprotein endo-beta-N-acetylglucosaminidase activity
Source: RefSeq, a predicted model, not a curated record